Messenger RNA from Danio aesculapii, 2598 nucleotides. RefSeq names its product Cbl proto-oncogene C, E3 ubiquitin protein ligase (gene cblc). Lineage: Eukaryota; Metazoa; Chordata; Actinopteri; Cypriniformes; Danionidae. Gene Ontology annotation, cellular component: membrane raft; plasma membrane. The record is from RefSeq and is a predicted model, not a curated record. Bases 562 to 2346 code for a protein of 594 amino acids. Gene Ontology annotation, biological process: cell surface receptor signaling pathway; negative regulation of epidermal growth factor-activated receptor activity. Gene Ontology annotation, molecular function: phosphotyrosine residue binding; calcium ion binding; receptor tyrosine kinase binding. The transcript is spliced from 13 exons.
CCGGAAACUGAUCAUAGAAAGAGAGAGAGAGAAAGAGGUGAAUGUCUUCAGUUCCUGUCCUCAAUGUAAGAGUGUCUCAAAUUUAGGACCCUGAGCUACAGUACAAUCACACCACAUGGAUGAGAGCGAUAAUGGCUGAGCGAGAGCACUGGAUAUCUUCAUGACUGGAGUGACAGAGUAGCUGGAGGAUGGUGAUUCUCAGAGCACAACAGCAAUAUCUCAAGGAUUUGUAACAUUUUCUUUGUCUAGUUUUAAAGUUUGCAACUUUGUAAUGGAGACAUGGCAAAAGGACAUGUAAACUUCAAAGGACAUCUGGAGCCAAAGUUUCUGAAAGGUUUACACCUGUCUUUUGGAUAAGUGAGAUUUUUUUGUUGCUUGUGAAGAAUGUAUUAGAGGAUCACUUCUUCUGACCCAUGGAGCUUAAUGUGAUCAGCAUGAGAUGUUUAACUGGAUUAUGGCUGUGGAAGUGAGUUAUUUCAACACUAUCUCAGAGGACUGUUGAUGCAGACACACAUAGGAUCAUUAAUAUAAGUUGACUAGUGCUCCACGUGUGGUUCAUCUAUGAUGGCAAUGGCUAGACGUCCAGGACCUGCGGGCCGAAGUCAAAUUCCUGACCCUUCUGAAACCCCAUCUCAGCCCCCAACCAGCUCUGACCGCAAACUUCUGGAGAAAGUGCUCAAGAGACUGGACAAACUGCAUAAACUGAGCAUUGAUCCCAGGCUGGCCCUCAAAAACAGUCCUCCGUACCUCCCUGAGCUGCUGUCGGAGACGGCCAUCCACCUGACAGAGGUCUGGGCUCCUUACAGGGGGUCUGCCAUGGCUGUGCCACGAUGGGAUGAAGGAGAUUACAUGAGGAUCCAUAUUAGACACUUACUGGACAAGACAGACAGAGCUGUCCUGCUGUUCAAGGAAGGCAAGGAGAAGAUGUUUGAAGAGACAUCAAACUACAGGAGAAAUCUCACUAAGUUGUCGCUCCUCUUCAGCCACAUGUUGAAUGAACUGCGAACAAUGUUUCCUGGGGGACGAUUUCAGGGUGAUACUUACAGAGUUACAAAGACAGAGGCCAAAGAGUUCUGGAGGAAAGCUUUUGGACACAGGUGUAUAGUGCAGUGGAAUGUUUUCAAGCAGCAACUGAAGAGGGUUCAUUACUUUGAAGAGGGAAUGGAGGCCAUGGCUUUGAAGUCCACAGUUGAUCUAACGUGUAACGAUCACAUAUCCAUCUUUGAGUUUGAUAUUUUCACCAGACUUUUUCAGCCUUGGUCAACAUUAAUAAGAAACUGGAACCAUUUGGCAGUAACUCAUCCUGGAUACAUGGCGUUUCUCACCUAUGACCAGGUCAAGGUUCGACUGGAGCACUACAGACAUCGUCCUGGCAGCUACAUCUUUCGUCUCAGUUGCACACAGAUGGGUCAGUGGGCCAUUGGCCAUGUGACCAAUGAUGGAAGUAUUGUGCAGACCAUACCCCAAAAUACACCUCUCUACCAGGCACUCAUACAAGGUUUCAGGGAAGGCUGCUACUUAUAUCCUGAUGGUCGUGAUGUGAACCCUGACCUCAGCAGCCUGUGCAGUCCAGUUCACAAGGGUAGAGUCAAAGUCACAGAGGAGCAGUAUGAAUUAUACUGUGAGAUUGGCAGCACGUUUCAGCUCUGCAAAAUCUGCACCGAACGAGACAAAGACACUCGAAUUCAGCCCUGUGGGCAUCUACUGUGUCAGCCCUGCUUGACUGGCUGGCAGAAGUCAGAUGGACACACGUGUCCUUACUGCCGCUGUGACAUUAGAGGCACAGAAUCCAUCCUCAUUGAGCCCUAUUUGCCCAUCCGAGACAAGAGGGCAGGAGAGGAGGAGGAAGAUGAUGAAGAUGAUGAUGAUGAUGAUGAUGAUGAGGAAGAGGACCAUGAGGAUAUAGAGCUAGUGAUGAAAAAGCUGGCUUGUAUGAAAAAGAUAUCACAGGAGGAGUAUCAAAUUCCCCGUUCCAGUCUGUCACCUCCUCCCCUUCCUCCCAAAAGAAAUUCAUCCUCUCCGUGCCCUUCUCCUAAACCACACACACACCGAUCCUUUAGCUUAGGCACACAGAAAGUCAAAAACAAUUCCUGGUCAGAAAACAUGCGAAGGAAACCUUCCUCAAAAAGAAGUGAGGAACUUUGUGAAGACUUUCAACCCUCUUCCUUGCCAUGCAUUAGAAACAGUGGGGUGCCCUGGGAAGGACCUUCAGAAUCUGUAAAAAGGAAGAAGAGAGAUAAAAGAAGGGACAGGGAAGAGGAAGUGAGUGUGAGAAAUGUGGAGGAUACAACAUCUCUCUCAGGAAGACACUGUCAUGAGGAGAUGGAAGAAAACACUUCAUCCUGACAGCAAAGUUUAGACUUUGGAAUGUAAAAUGACGAAAUUUCGUCAACCAAAAUGAAUCAAAUGUUCAUUAUUCAGCAGAUUCAGAAUAGACAUGUAAAUAGGAAUGUUAGUUACGUUGAUUUUGCAUUGACAAAACGAAAACACAUUUUACACUUUUUAACACGUUUUAAAUUCUACCUCAUGUCUACUAAAUAUUUAGAGAAAAGCAUUGUUUUGAAAUAGGCCACACAGAAUAAAUAAGUCAAAAAUAAA